CGAUGACAAUGAUGACAGCAGGAACGGUAACAACGGUAGCAGCGCCACCGCCGCCGUCGCAGUCGCCGCCACCAUCAGCAGCAUCAUCAUCAUCAGCAGCAGCAAUCGCAGCAGCAGCAGCAACAACAACAACAGCAGCGUUAUCUUCGAUGGAAAUGUCGAAAAUAAUGCUGAUGGUGAAUUCGACACAACAGCAACAACAACAACAACAACAUCAACAGCAGCAGCAAUUACUGCCAACAGCAGCAGCAGCAGCAACAACAGCUGUAGCAGCCACUGCCGCCGUCACGGCGACCGCCACGACCACCACAACGACGGCCACGACAACAAUAUUACCAGCAGCAGCAGCAGCAGCAACAACCUCAGCAGCAGCAAUGGUUGUUGUUGUCAAGAAAGACGACAACAACGCCAACAACAACAACAACACCACAACAACAACAAUAAACACAACACCACAACAACAACAACAACAACAUCAACAACAACAACAUCAACAGCAGCAGCAAUUACUGCCAACAGCAGCAGCAGCAGCAACAACAGCUGUAGCAGCCACUGCCGCCGUCACGGCGACCGCCACGACCACCACAACGACGGCCACGACAACAAUAUUACCAGCAGCAGCAGCAGCAACAACCUCAGCAGCAAUGGUUGUUGUUGUCAAGAAAGACGACAACAACGCCAACAACAACAACAACACCACAACAACAACAAUAAACACAACACCAAUUAGUAAUACUACUAAUAAUAAUAAUACUAACAACAGCAACAACAACAGGUCGGCCAAUACGGCGACGACGACCUGUGCCUCCCCAGUUGCCGUUAACUUUUAUAACGGUAAUGUUAAUAGUAACAGUAGUAGUAGUAGUAAUUCUAGUAGUAUUAGUAGUAGUAGUAAUAGUAAUAGCUGUAGUAGUAAUAAUAAUAAUAAUAGUACAAAUAAUAUUCUUAAUAACAACGGUUGUUUUAAUAGCAACAACAACAAUAAUAAUAAUAAUACUAAGCAGAACAACAACAACGACGCUUUACGGAAGGAGUCCAAGUUGGAACGUGUGGUUGGUAUCUCUACUUUACAAAACGGGGAGCAAGGAUUGACUAACGGAGAUAAUAUACUAAACGACCACCAACAAGGAGAAGAGCACAUGGUGCAAAACCAGAUGACCCCAACAUAUCAAUAUGCACAGACUGGGCUGGAAGAGUACCACCAUCAAGUGGUAAGCCAGGCGCCGACAGUGUCUGCUGCCGGUGCCGCUGUUGCAGACCCCGCUGCCCAGUUUAAAGCAGAGCAAGCCACAGUGUACGCGACAGCAGCAACAGUAGUGCCGCCUCCGUCCAACGGGGGUGUCGGAGUUGUCCCUGGCGUGGAGCAGCAGACGGUAAGAAGUCGACCCAUACAUCAAACUGACUUAGAUGGUGAAGUGCCUGCGACAGCAGUCACACCAGUCACUAGUGUGGCGCAGGUUGGCACGACAGGUCCCAAACGCCUUCAUGUUUCCAAUAUCCCCUUCCGGUUCAGGGAAGCUGAUCUAAAAGGUUUAUUAGGGCAAUUCGGACAUAUUUUAGAUGUAGAAAUAAUCUUUAAUGAACGGGGAUCAAAGGGAUUUGGUUUUGUAACUUUCCAAAAUAGCGCUGACGCCGACCGAGCACGUGAAAAACUGAACGGAACAGUUGUUGAGGGCCGAAAAAUUGAGGUGAACAAUGCCACUGCCCGUGUUAUGACCAAAAAAGCCGUUAACCCCGCAAUUCCAAAUGCUGCUGCUUUACGAGGUGUGACGUUGACUCGUGGUCGAGCAGCAGCGGCUGUAACGGCACGAGGAGUAUACGCCGCAGCAGCGGCAGCAGCAGCAUUCAGGCACCCGACGCCCUUGACAACAACUGCAGCAGCUUUACCGUACGCCGCUGGAGUGUAUCACCAAGACCCCUUCUUAGCGACAUAUGCAGCAGCUGAUCGAUAUCAGCUUGUUACAACCCAGCCAUAUGCAGCUGCAGGCUAUGCGGCUGCAACACGCUAUGCAAUCCCCACUGUAGCAGCGACAGCAGCCACGUACGCGGCUGGGUAUGGCAGGGAGUAUGCGGCAGACCCCUAUUUGGGACACAGUAUCGGACCAGUCACCGGAUAUGGGGCUACUGUUUACAGGGGUGGUUACCAGCGGUUUGCACCAUACUGAGGUCACGUGAGUACGUUGCUAUGAAGCGGAUGGCAAGAAACUCUUUUUUCCUGAAUCUGACAGCAAGACAGGCUGUCUGAUUUUUUUUUAUAUAAAACAAAUAAGUUUAUAUAAUAUAUAUAUAUAUAUAUAUAUAUAUAUACACACACAUAUAUAUACAUACACACAUAUAAUACGUAUA
Molecule: messenger RNA, 2346 nt
Organism: Octopus sinensis (East Asian common octopus)
Lineage: Eukaryota; Metazoa; Mollusca; Cephalopoda; Octopoda; Octopodidae
Product: AF4/FMR2 family member lilli
Exons: 12
Coding region: 3-2165 (720 amino acids)
Biological process (GO): nervous system development; regulation of alternative mRNA splicing, via spliceosome
Cellular component (GO): nucleus; cytoplasm
Molecular function (GO): mRNA binding
Source: RefSeq, a predicted model, not a curated record